GUCCACCCUUCCGUUGUCUCACUUUACAACUCGCAUUCUAGUAGUCAAACCAUUCCUAUCGACACGAGCUCAAUGCGCCUAAGUAUCAUCAUUUUGGUGCUAUCAUCGGUCUGUUUCGCACCCCGCACUAGCUCGGCUGCAACUGACCAAGCAACUUCUGCAAGAUUUCUUCGGGGCUACGAGACAGCGGACGUCGAAGAAAGAGCUCCGACGAUAAAGGGAAAGUGGCACUGGGGCCCCUUCUCCAGUGCAACUUGGGAGAAAAUGCUUAAAGACAGCACGUAUCGGACGAACAUGUUCAAGAAGUGGGACAACUACCAAUAUGAGACAAUCAAGGCGAGAAUUGGAGAAGAAAUCAUCCAAGGAAACGAGGAUCUUGCCAAGAUGAUACUGAAUUAUGUUCAAAACCACCGCGUCUACACGUAAGAGGUUGCUGCUGAUGACGAGAAGCUAGUAGAGUGGAAAGCACAUUGAAUGAAUGCAGGUUUGCGCAUUAACCGUUGUGAUGAAGAUCGCAAUUUAAAAGAGGGAUAGAGAUGAACACAUGAUGGAAGGAGGAAUAAACGCGGUUGUGCUCAGCCGGAAAUGCUGAUACAUAGCUGUUUGCGACUUGCGUCUCAGAUUGACCAGUCCAUUCGUAAGUAUUUAUCACCAGUGCACUCCCGGCAGAGUCUUGAAUCUCGUGGCCGUGUCGCUAAACCGUAUUCGCACCAAGACAGGGGUCGAAAUGUGUGAAGUACACUUACAAAACAACAGUAGUACUGCAAGUGAUCCGCGUAAGUUAAUUCUGAAUGUUCACCAUUUAUCUAAAAAGGUGUAGCUGCACGUGAAAUUGUUGAUAGCGGCUCCUUGUAACGAGC
Molecule: messenger RNA, 860 nt
Organism: Phytophthora nicotianae INRA-310
Lineage: Eukaryota; Oomycota; Peronosporomycetes; Peronosporales; Peronosporaceae
Exons: 1
Coding region: 73-426 (117 amino acids)
Source: RefSeq, a predicted model, not a curated record